Lottia gigantea (owl limpet) is the source of this 3199-nucleotide messenger RNA. RefSeq lists its product as hypothetical. The record is from RefSeq and is a predicted model, not a curated record. Bases 103 to 1956 code for a protein of 617 amino acids. Lineage: Eukaryota; Metazoa; Mollusca; Gastropoda; Lottiidae. The transcript is spliced from 11 exons.
CCUUCAGUCAGUCUUGUCACGGACUGAACAACAGCUGGGAGUGGAGUAUUCAAGUUCUGGAACAUCAUUCCUGGAGAUAGUCUGUAAACAGAAACAUUCAUCAUGUCGCAUUCGUCUGUUACGGAAAAACGGACUGUGAUUACGUCCUCCAGUACUGGUUACGAUGAACCGCAUUCUACAUCGUACUACAAAUCGGAUAUUAAACCAAGAACAACCAAUGUUCAACGUUCAACCACUCAUUCCCCAAUGAGGUCAUCAGGGGGUUACACCAGGACAGUGGAGAUGUCCUCCGGCUUCCUCCCAUCCGCUGCAGCUUUCGCUAACAUCUCCAACACCGGCGUCAAGAGUGUGAAAUCCCACCGAGAAAAGGAAAAACAGGAUAUGCGAGAUCUGAAUGAGAGAUUUGCCAACUACAUUGAAAAGGUUCGAUUCUUGGAGGCUCAGAAUAAGAAGUUGGCAUCUGAAUUGGAAGAAUUGAAGUCAAAAUGGGGCAAGGAGACGAGUGCCAUCAAGCAGAUGUAUGGUGCCGAGUUGGAUGAGGCCAGGAAACUUAUUGAUGAUGUGAACAAGGAGAAGGGACGACUUGAAUUAAGGAUUAGCACUAUUACUGAACAAUUGGAUGAUUUCGCUAGACAACUUGACGAAGCUAAGAAAUGGAGAUCACAAGACCGAGAACUUAUCAACAAGCUCAAUGCUCAGAUAUCAGAACUGGAAGCCGAAGUACGCAUGCUCAGAAGAACUAAUGAGUCUCUGGAAACUGAGCGUGCACGUGACAAGAGCAUCAUCAAUCGACUUCAAGAUGAAGUAGAAAAACUGAGAAUUAAUCUAAAUGAAGAAACAUUGGGUCGUUUGGAAGCUGAAAACAGACGACAAACUCUGGAGGAAGAAAUUGAAUUUAUGAAGAGCGUUCAUGAACAGGAAUUGAAGGAACUUGCUGCUCUUGCUUACCGAGACACCACUGCCGAGAACCGUGAGUUCUGGAAGAAUGAAUUGUCUCAAGCUAUCAGAGAUAUCCAGAACGAGUAUGACUCCAAGGUGGACUCUAUCCGAGGUGAUAUGGAAGCUUACUACAAUCUCAAGGUACAAGAAUAUAGAACUGGGGCCGCGAAACAGAACAUGGAAGUUUCAACUCACCGUGAAGAAGUUAAGAAGUACAGCAAACAAUUGUCAGAUUCCAGAAGCAGAAUGGCCGAUCUUGAGGCUAGAAAUGCCCAGCUUGAGAAACAAUAUCAAGAUCUAAUGAAUCAAAUGGAAUCAUCCGAACACACUCAUGCUCUGGAGGUCACAGAAUUCAAGAAGGAACUGACAACCUUACGUUCUGAAAUGGAAGGAAUCCUUCAAGAACUCCAGACUCUGAUGGAUGCCAAGCUGUCUCUGGAACUGGAAAUCGCUGCUUACAGAAAACUGUUGGAGGGUGAAGAGAGCCGAGUUGGUUUGAAGCAAGUAGUGGAACAAGUUGUAAAUGUACAGAAUCGUGGCAGUGCUCGCCUAUCAGAUAUUAUUAAUACAUCCAAUACAUUCGAGAGUAGUAGUUCUGACUCGAACCUUGGUAUGAAGAUGAUGCGAGGGGAAGUAUCAGCUAAAACCACCUACCAGAGGACUCAGAAUGGACCAGUCUCUAUUGCUGAUGUCGACCCUCAAGGACGAUACAUCUGUCUGGAGAACACCAGUACUGCUGGAAAUAAGAGGGAUGUAGAUCUCGAUGGUUUUAGAAUCAAACGUACAGUAGAUAAUGAAACAUACAGAGAACAAGUUUAUCACUUUAGGAAUUUCGUCUUGAAAGCUGGAGCUAGUGUUAAGAUCUGGGCCAGAAAAGCCGCUAGUGAAGCUGAUGCCUACGAUCUGGUGUUUAGAGAUGCAGAUGAAUGGAGACAAGGAGCUCACGUUAAAACAGUUCUUCUUAAUCCUAAAGGAGAUGAGAAAGCUUGCCACAACCAGAACACGCUCUACACAUAAAGACAAGCUCACUGCCAGGAGCCAUCUCACUAUUCCAUGUUGUAUCCAUAUUGUUGGCUUACACUUAAUUUAUACGCCAACAUUGCAGCAACAGCACAAUUUCCUCCUCGUUAUUAUAAUUAAUAUUAUUAUUAUUAGUUGAGGUUAUUAUUAGUUAUUAUUAUUUUAAUAUUAGUCAAUUUAUUACUUGUUAUUAGAUCUCUCCGUCUUGUUAGGGUAACUCUGGGGUUUCAGUACAACCCAUGGAAGCCAAAUGUUUCUAUAUAGGUAAAGACAAUUAACAGAAGACAUGACAUUGUAUAGCCUGCAAUGGAUCUCUUCGACGUACUAGGAAAACAUAUUGAGUCGAUGGCAAUAAAUAUGCGAAGAUUAUUAACUAAUUAACAUAAUUAAUUCUUACAUUUCCUAAGAUAUCUCGAGUUGAUAAUCCCAAGAGGUGUUCCAAAAGGGUGAGAAUGCCCUGCAUAAUGACUGCGUUGACACUUACCUCAACGGAAUCCCCAAAUAAUUUAAAAACUUGUAAACAUUCCAUUCAAACUUAUUGACAAAAUAUAACGAUUUUAACGAAAUUUAACGAAAUUCUUGGGACCAACAAAAACUGAUUUUCUAGAAAUGAUAAUGUAUAUUUAAUAAUUAUAACGUAGUACAUUUUAUUGUUAUUUUUAUAGAGAAGGUUGUGACAUUUAGAUUUUAUUAUUACUUAUUAAGAUAAUAGAAUGAUAUAUUUUGACAUUCCGAUGUUUGAGAAUGAUUAAUCUUUUUUAAAAUCAAAGAAUCGCUUUUUCGGCUAUUAAGCAUCCCUCCAUUUUUUGCAUGAUUUAACUUAUUGCCUUAUUUCUUUCUAAACUUUCGGUUGCUUGCCUUAUGAUUAACAUUCGCUUUAGCAAGAUUUGUCUUGAAUGGAAAAAAGAAUAGAAAAAUUUCAAUGUUAGAUCUGAAUUCAUACUUAUUCAUUUUUUCAUAUUUAUACUUUAGAGUUUGAGAUAGAACAAUAACAAAAAUAUUUAAAAAUAAAAACGGUGAAGGGUUAAUAAUGACCUAUUUUAAUUCGAACAUUCCGAUGUGUUGAGAAAUAUGUUCUAAAUUCGUUAUGGGGAAAAUUUAGAUUAUCAUUACAACUGUAGAUAGCGUCUUAUUUUGUACUUUUUUAACACCCAAUGCUACCAGAUCUUUAUAAUGUAAAUGUAUUGUACAGCUUUAUCAUUCUUCACUAUUGUAUCUUUUACAUAUUCACUUACAUUUU